CACAGUCUCUGGUGGAGCUAGGGCGACGGCGAUGGCGAUGACGGCUCCCCAGGUGGAGAAUGCGCCCAUUCUCGACUUCAUCAACAACGUCUUCCCGAACGAGGCGUCGCUGAUCGCUGUGGAGCCGCUCAUCCAGAAGCUGAGGAACAAAAUUCGUCGCGGCGAUGCCGAAAUCCUUGCUGCUGUCCGGCAACAGAGCUCCUCAGGGACUAAAGCUAAAGAAGAUCUUGCCGAUGCCAUGCGUGCUAUCGAGGAAUUGGCAAACAAAAUCCGGGAGAUCAAGUCCAAAGCGGAACAAAGCGAGGUGAUGGUUCAAGAGCUAUGCCGUGAUAUAAAGAAGCUCGACUUUGCAAAGAAGCACAUCACAACAACUAUCACUGCUCUACAUCGUUUGUCAAUGCUUGUCUCGGCCGUGGAGCAACUUCAGGGAAUGGCAUCUAAGCGACAGUACAAAGAAGCCGCCGGACAGUUAGAGGCUGUGAACCAGCUUUGUGGUCAUUUUGAGGCAUACAAGGAUGUUCCUAAGAUCAAUGAGCUCAGAGGUACCUACAAGACCAUUAAAGAGACUCUAAAGGCUCACGUUUUUAACGAUUUUUCAAGCUUAGGCACUGCUGGUUUGAAAGAAGAUGGAAACCUCAUGCAACAGCUAGCCGAUGCUUGCUUCGUUGUUGAUGCUUUGGAGCGGACUGUCCGCGAGGAGCUCAUCGUCAAUAUUUGCAGUAAAGAACUGACUGCCUAUCAGCAAAUUUUCCAAGGCACAGAGGUUGCAAAACUUGAUAAGGUGGAACGCCGCUAUGCUUGGAUAAAACGACAGCUCCGUGCAAACGAAGAUAUCUGGCAGAUCUUUCCUGCGCACUGGCGCGUCGCCUUUCUGCUUUGUAUGCAGUUUUGUAAAGUAACUAGGGCACAAUUACUAGAGAUUUUGGAUGGUUUGAAGGAACAACCAGAUGUUCAAACUCUCCUUCAGGCACUGCAAAGGACCUUGGAGUUUGAGGAGGAGCUUGCUGAGCGCUUUGGAAUGGGGAGCGACAAAGCUGAGGACCAGGAUGAAGGUGAAGGUGACGAGCAGAGUGCUUCCGCUUUGCGGAGAAAAUAUGAGAAGCAACUGGCCGUAAAAGGUGGUCGAUCAAGCCAAGUUUACCCUGAUGGCGAAGGAACAGAAAAAGAAAAAAGACCUGAAUAUUUGUCAGCGACAGCAGCUAAUUUCAGCUUUCGUGGCAUCAUAUCGUCAUGCUUUGAGUCUCACCUAGGUCCUUAUGUUGAAUUAGAAGAAAAGAAUCUGCUCGAGACUUUGGAAAAACUUGUGAUGGAGGAGAGCUGGGAGGCUGAAGAAGGUAGUCAAACUAACAUUCUUACAAGCAGCACACAGGUUUUUCUCGUGAUCAAGAAAAGUUUAAAACGCUGUGUAGCUCUUACAAAAAAUCAAACGCUCUUCAGCUUAUAUAAGGUCUUUCAACGAGUACUCAGGGCUUAUGCUGGUAAAUUGAUUGGACGACUACCAAAGGUUGGAGCUGGCGCGGGACUUGUUGCCGUAGCGACAGGCAUGGAAAGUCAUUUACGGGUUUCGGACAAAGACGAAAGGGUCAUAUGCUAUAUUGUCAACACUGCAGAAUAUUGCCAUGAAACUGCUGGUCAAUUAGGAGAAAACAUUUCCAGAGUAAUUGAUUCUCAGUUCGCGGAAAGCAUCGACUUGUCGGAAGAACAGGAUGAAUUCUCCGGCGUGAUUACCAAAGCGCUUUCAUCCCUUGUGAUGGGACUGGAAACGCGAUUGGAAAACGAGCUGGCAGCUAUGACAAGAGUGCCAUGGGGGACGAUUGAAGGUGUUGGCGAUCAAUCCGAGUAUGUUAAUGGAAUCAGCUCGAUUCUGUCUAGUAGCAUUCCAGUUAUAUCUGGUCUAUUGUCUCCGUUGUACUUCCAGUUUUUUCUAGACAAGUUAGCAGCGUCCUUCGCUCCUCGAUUUUAUAUGAAUAUAUACAAAUGCAAACGCAUCACAGAAACUGGGGCUCAGCAGAUGCUACUCGAUACACAAGCGGUAAAAACAAUUUUACUCGAAGUCCCUGCAUUGGGAGGCCAGACAGCUGCUCCGGCAAGCUACACCAAGUAUGUCACUCGUGAAAUCGGCAAGGCGGAGGCUCUCUUGAAGGUCAUUUUGUCACCGAUUGAAUCCAUCGCUGACACUUACCAUGCUCUACUGCCUGAAGGCUCUGGUGCCGACUUCCAGCGUCUACUCGAUCUCAAGGGACUGAAGAAAAGUGACCAACAGCCACUGCUGGAUUACUUCACCAAGCGUGGGAUGGGAACUUUGCUGCCAGUUAGUCCGGCGUCGGGACCUUCAUCGCCACUCACUCCAAGCGCUGCGAGCAGAGAAGCGAUGAUGGCUCGAGCAGCAGCGCUCGGACGAGGAGCGAUGGCUCAAUCUGCGGCCGCCGCGGCCGCAGUCUCUAGCACAGGACUGAGACGAUUCUUCGCGCUGGCCGAGUCCGCGAAAGAAGGAGCUGCCAAACGAGAAGGAGCGUUUAGAAAGCUCUUCAACUCGUGAGACUAGACUGUAACCUUUCAAAGCGAAUUUAACGGUGACGAUGUA
Molecule: messenger RNA, 2584 nt
Organism: Selaginella moellendorffii
Lineage: Eukaryota; Viridiplantae; Streptophyta; Lycopodiopsida; Selaginellales; Selaginellaceae
Product: vacuolar protein sorting-associated protein 53 A
Exons: 23
Coding region: 32-2539 (835 amino acids)
Biological process (GO): retrograde transport, endosome to Golgi
Cellular component (GO): GARP complex
Source: RefSeq, a predicted model, not a curated record